CCUGCCCGUCCUGCCACGCUGGGCUCACGGGUCCAGACGCCUGCCGAGACUCUGGGCUCGGCCCAGAAACAUUCUCCGGGCGCGGGCACCGGCCACUCCCCGCGACCCUGGCCCCAGUCCGACAAGGCAGGGGACCCGGACUGUGCUGUCCUCCCCUACAGCAGCCUGCAGGCGGCCCCUGCCCACUUCGAAGGCCGCCCCACGGGGCCUUCCUGUGUCCCCUCCCUUCUCUCCCGGUCUUGGGGGCGGGCUGCAGGGGCCUGGCCCGGCAGGGAGUGGGUGGGGACCCUGGCAGGGUCCCCCGUGGAGUGUGGGCCGAGGGGACAUGGACCCGAGGAAGGGGCAGGCACACACGAGAGGGGAAGAGGGGCCGGGUUCUGGGAGUGAAUGUUUAGCCGGGAGAGGGGGCGCUGCCGUCUGCUGAGUGCCUUUCCAAGCCGGGCGCUUUCCAAGAACCACACGCCCUGCUCCCCUUCUGGCCCGCGGCCGCCCGCCAGCUGCUUGGCGCUGACCCUGCUGCCGGGGCUGGCGGCCGCCACUGUCACUCUGGGCCCAUGGCCGGCACAGAGAACGAGAGGGACAGGACAUGGGCCUGGUCUGGCUCAGAACUCCCCGGCCCCUGUCUCGCAGUCCGCGACCCCGCGAGCCGCCGGCUCCAGGUUCCGCAGGCCAGAGGUGCCCUCGCCAAUGCCGGGCGGGGCUCGCGGCCGUCCCAUCGGGCCUUCCAGCGUCUGGGCCCCCCGGCCCCGCCCCUGCCCCAGCCAGGACAGUCCCAGCCUCAGCCUCACUGGUCCCCCUCCCAGGACCCCUCCCCUGUCUGUCACGGACUCGGGGAUUCCGGGUCCCUACACACCCCUAGCACCCCCCUCCCGUACUGCCCCCUGCAGGGUCCCAGCGGACCAAGGCCUGCCACUUCCCCCCCUUCCGCAGCACCCCCUGCAGGUGCCCUCUCUCCUGCACCCAACCUAGCGCCUCUGCGACCCUUCCCUGCUCCCCUCAGCCGCGCAUACUCACUGCCACGUCCCCUUCCUGCCGCGUCCCUCCCUCUGGCAGGGACACCAAGGGCAGUGCAGGGGGGAGACAGAGGCUCCGCUAUUUGGGGUCCAGGGCUUUGGGGAGGUUCCGUUUGGGAAAAAAGCCACCAGGUCAUUCAGCCCCCAGCCAGCUUGGGAACCCACCUGACUACCAUUCUGUGGCCUGCGCCCCUGGCGCCCGCCCCUCCCUGGCUGCCCAGGGCCCUCUCGGUCCGCCGCUCAAGCGACCCGCCCAGCGGGCUAUGCCCAGGCCCCUGCCGCAGACCCAGCCCUGCGACCCCGCGCCCGGGGACGGAGGUGGCGCGCUGCUCCCCACGCUGCCAGUCGGGCCAGCUGGUUCCCUUCAGGGGCGGCUCCCCCCUGCCCCCCUCCCGCUGUAACCCGAGCCGCCCGCACUGCCUCCCCUCCCACCCCUUGGCGGCAGCUCCUCGGCCGGGUCCCCCAGCUGCACUGCCCCAUGCGGCCCUGAGCCCGGCAGCAAGUCCGCUAUGGGCCCAGGGGUCCGUGUCCCUUUGGGGACCACAGGGGGUGGCGUCCAGGGCCGCUGGCUGGGUGCCCUGCUGGGUGCCCUGUGCCUCCUGCCCGCCCUGGUGCUGCUGGCCCGGCUGGGCGACCCGGCGGUGCGGGCCUGGAGUGCAGCGCAGGCAGACGUCCCUGCACCAGGCCACGCAGGAGUCCGCGCCGCCCAGGUCCAAGGCCCGCCGGCCGUCCGCAGACGCCGCUACACGCUGACCCCGGCCAGGCUACGCUGGGACCACUUCAACCUCACCUACAGGAUCCUUUCUUUCCCGCGGAACCUGCUGAGCCCCCAGGAGACCCGGCGGAGCCUGGCAGCCGCCUUCCGCUUGUGGAGUGACGUGUCCCCCUUCAGCUUCCACGAAGUGGCCCCUGACCAGCCCAGCGACCUGCACAUAGGCUUCUACCCCAUCAACCACACGGACUGUCUGGUCUCGGCCAUACACCACUGCUUCGAUGGCCCCACCGGGGAGCUGGCCCACGCCUUCUUCCCCCAGCACGGCGGCAUCCACUUUGACGACAGCGAGUACUGGGUUCUGGGCCCCACUCGCUACAGCUGGAAGAAAGGCGUGUGGCUCAUAGACCUGGUGCACGUGGCGGCCCACGAGAUUGGCCACUCGCUGGGCCUGAUGCACUCCCAGCACGGUGGGGCGCUCAUGCACCUCAACGCCACGCUGCGCGGCUGGAAGACGCUGUCCCAGGACGAGCUGUGGGGGCUGCACCGGCUCUACGGCUGCCUGGACCGGCUGCUCGUGUGCGGGUCCUGGGCGCGCAGGGGCCUUUGCGAUGCCCGGCGGCGGCUCAUGAGGAGGCUCUGCCCCAGCAGCUGCGACUUCUGCUACGGUGCCGAAUUCCCCUUCCCCACGGUGGCCGCCACCUCACCACCCCCCAGGACCAAAAUCAAGCUGGUGCCUGAGGGCAGGAACGUCACCUUCCGCUGUGGCCAGAAGAUCCUCCACAAGAAAGGCAAAGUGUACUGGUACAAGGACCAGGAGCCCCUGGAGUCCUCCUACCCAGGCUACCUGGCACUGGGAGAGGCACACCUGAGCAUCAUCGCCAAUGCCAUCAACGAGGGCACCUACACGUGCGUGGUCCGGUGGCACCAGCGCGUGCUCACGACCUACUCCUGGCGUGUCCGUGUGAGGAGCUGAGCUCUCCGAGCCCCGCUGGGCGGCAGGCCCGGCAUAUAAAGCACUUUCUCUCUGA
Molecule: messenger RNA, 2756 nt
Organism: Microcebus murinus (gray mouse lemur)
Lineage: Eukaryota; Metazoa; Chordata; Mammalia; Primates; Cheirogaleidae
Source: RefSeq, a predicted model, not a curated record